UUUGUGUUUGUGACUAAAUCCAUUCAUUCAUCUUUAUUGUUAUUGUCGCAAAUAAAACACUAACACACACUGUUUCUUUCUCUGCACAAAACAUGACCAAACACAAAAACCUUUAUCUUCUUCUUCUCUCAACAACAAUUUUCUUCCUUCUCUUCAACUCAAUCUCAGCCAUUGAUUUCAUUUUCAACGGCUUCAACUCUUCAAACGUGCUUCUCUUUGGCAAUGCCACCAUUGAUUCUCAAAUUCUAACACUCACACAUCAACAAUCUUUCUCUGUUGGUCGUGCUCUUUACCCUAAAAAAAUUCCCACAAAAAACUCUUCUUAUGUAUACCCUUUUUCUACUUCUUUCAUCUUUUCCAUGGCACCUUUUGAAGAUACUCUGCCUGGUCAUGGUUUAGUUUUCAUCUUCACACCUGUUAAAGGCAUAGAAGGUACAAGUUCAGCUCAACAUCUUGGUCUUUUUAAUCUCUCAAACAAUGGAAAUUCCAACAACCAUGUUUUUGGUGUUGAGUUUGAUGUUUUUAUGAAUCAAGAGUUUAAUGAUAUCAAUGCUAACCAUGUUGGAAUUGACAUAAACUCUCUUAAUUCUGUUGUUUCCCAUGAUGUUGGGUUUUGGGUUGAUGAUGAGAAAAGUGAAAAAGAUCAAAUUUUUGAGAAAUUGGUGUUGAAUAAUGGUGAAAAUUAUCAAGUUUGGAUUGAUUAUAAAGAUUCUUUGAUUAAUGUUACUAUAGCAAAAUUAGGUAUGAAAAGACCUAUUAGGCCUUUAUUGAAUGUUUCUCUCAAUUUAUCUGAUGUUUUUGAAGAUGAAAUGUUUGUUGGAUUUACUAGCUCAACUGGACAAUUAGUUGAAAGUCACAAGAUUUUAGCUUGGAGUUUUAGCAAUGCAAAUUUUUCAUUGAGUGAUGAACUUGUUACUAGUGGAUUACCUUCUUUUGUUCUUCCAAAUGAUUCAAUUUUUAAGUCCAAAGGGUUUGUUGCAGGAUUUAGUGUAGGAGUUUUCUUUAUUAUUUGUGUUUUGGUUUUGUUGGUACUGUUUUUGAUUCAAAAGAAGAGAAAAAUAGACAAGAAGAGAAGUGAAAUGGAAGAUUGGGAGUUAGAGUAUUGGCCACACAGAAUGACAUAUGAAGAAAUUGAAGCUUCCACAAAAGGUUUCUCUGAGAAAAAUGUGAUUGGUGUUGGAGGGAAUGGGAAAGUCUAUAAGGGUGUUUUAAGAGGAGGAGUAGUGAUUGCUGUGAAACACAUUUCUCAUGAGAAUAAUGGUAUGAGAGAAUUUCUUGCAGAAGUUUCAACUCUUGGGAGGUUAAAGCAAAGGAAUUUAGUAGGGUUAAGAGGUUGGUGCAAGAAAAAUGCUGGCAAUUUCUUAUUAGUCUAUGAAUAUAUGGAAAAUGGAAGUUUAGACAAAAGGGUGUUUGAUUGUGAUGAGAGCAAGAUGUUAAACUUUGAAGAUAGAAUAAGGAUUAUUAAAGAUGUGGCUCAUGCUGUUUUGUAUUUGCAUGAAGGGUGGGAAGUGAAAGUGGUGCAUAGGGACAUUAAGGCAAGCAAUGUUUUACUUGAUAAGGAUAUGAAUGGCAAGUUAGGUGAUUUUGGUUUAGCUAGAAUGCAAGAUCAUGGUCAAGUUGCUAGCACAACAAAAUUGGUUGGCACGGUCGGUUACAUGGCUCCUGAAGUGAUCAAAACUGGAAGAGCUUCGACUCAUACCGAUGUUUACAUGUUCGGUAUCUUGAUUUUAGAGGUUAUGUGUGGAAGGAGACCAUUAGAAGAAGGUAAACCAUCUUUGGUGGAGUUUGUUUGGAAACUUAUGGUACAAGGGGAACUUGUGAAUGCACUUGAUCAAAGGCUAAGGGAUAAAGGUGAAUUUAGUGAGCAAGAAUUGGAGAGACUGCUACAUUUGGGCUUGUUGUGUGCAUAUCCUGAACCAAAAUCUAGGCCAACAAUGAGACAAGUGGUGAAUAUUUUAGAGGGGAAGAAUGAAGGAGUUGAAGAGUCAGAGAUUGAGAAUAUGGAUAGUUAUCUGCUCCAACAAUUGAAAUCAAGGGAUAUUUUGGCUGAGUAUUCACAGUAUUUUAGCUAUGCAUCACAUCCAACUUUUCAAGAUAUUGGUCACUUUUCCUCAACAUCUUUCACUUGGUCUGGAUCUUUAGUUCAGGGUAGGUGAAUCUGUGUCAUGAAUGGAAUUUUUAAAAGCUACUUGGAGUGUAUGGCAUUUCAGAUUAAAGGCGUGUUUGGUGCCUGACACAUAUGUCGGUGCCGUAUCUAGUGUCUGUCAAUACUUCACAGCUUGAAGCUUCCUUUAAGGCAAAAGUGCUUGUAUUAUCUGUUACAUAAAAACAGCAAAGGAGCUUUUGUGAUUUCUUUUGCAAAUUCAUUUAUCACUUUAUUCAAUUGGUUUUGGAGAUGAGACAUUUCUUUUCACACUAUGAAGUUCAGUUUUGUAGUUUUGAUUCUUUUACUGUACAGUGUAUUGUGUAUACCAUAGGAUCAAGAUGUAUGGUAAUAACAAAGGAUGUCAAUGUAAAUGGUCAAAUAUUGACUUUAAUGUGAUAUACUUGGUUCACUCUUCUACUUUGACACAA
Medicago truncatula (barrel medic) is the source of this 2574-nucleotide messenger RNA. Its product is annotated as L-type lectin-domain containing receptor kinase VII.1. The coding region runs from base 93 to 2156 and encodes 687 amino acids. NCBI's taxonomy places the organism in Eukaryota, Viridiplantae, Streptophyta, Magnoliopsida, Fabales, Fabaceae. The transcript has a single exon. Gene Ontology annotation, molecular function: protein kinase activity; ATP binding; carbohydrate binding. The record is from RefSeq and is a predicted model, not a curated record. Gene Ontology annotation, biological process: protein phosphorylation.